CGCCCCUCCCCGUCUCUGGGAACCCUGUAUGCUCGCGCGCGAGUUUAUUGCCUCAAGCUAGCAUUGAUAGCUCAAAAAUAACGACUAACAACGUUGGAAAUGCAGUCGUACAGUUUUUAGUCAGACGCCAAGUCGAACGAGGAAAAUGAAUAUCUGGUCGUGUACAAGCCAGGCAGCAGAAUGGCGUGUGGAGUGAGACUUUGGCACGCCCAUUUCAAUGAUAGAUAAGGGGGAAACCUCCUUGAUUGGGGGACAGAGCCGCGGUCCCAGCCUCCUGGCUGACUGGGAUGUUGGUGCGUCAGGGCGCGGAGAGGCUGCUCACCUGCUCACACAGGUGCAGCGGACAGACUGUUCAUCUACUCCAGACGGACGCUGUCGUCAGCACGCACGCAGAGCGCGCCGUAAAGCAGACGUCCACCCGCCCGUCCUCCCGGGACAGUUGAAAUGCACCGUUAACGCUUCGGUGGGACUUCCUGUCGGACUCUGAGAUGAACGUCAAGUGGACAGUGGAAAGAUUUCUUCUCAUGUCCUUUUCAGUCUCCCACUUGCUGUUACUUGAGGGAGCUCAGAGUCACCUUUCACUGGCAGUGGGGAAAUCACAGAGAAGGGCUAAUGCACUUCGGAGGAAACGGGAUCUCCUCGGGGAGGAGACAUAUAGACCAUUGGUGUCAGAAGACACCCUAUCACGCAACAUUUUGCACAACUACACAGCUAGAGAUGCAUCUUCAGAGUAUUGUGGUUGCCUCAAUGGUGGCUGGUGUCAGGAGAGUGGCGUUUGUGACUGUGCUCAGUUCCAGGCUUUGGGAGAUCGCUGCCAGAUCAUACCUAAUCAGGGCCAAGACAGAGACGGGAUCUGCAGGUCAUGGGGCCAGCACCACUAUGAAACUUUUGACGGCAUCUACUUCUACUUCCCUGGAACCUGCUCUUAUGUUCUGGCCCAGGACUGCCACUCAACCACACCUCAGUACACAGUUUGGGUUCAUAACAGUAGGUCAUGUGAGGACAGUGUGUAUUCGUGUCCCAGAGCGCUCAGUCUUUUCUUCCCAAAUGAGGAAGAGAUUCACAUCUCUGGGUAUCAGGUCCAUCAAGGAGGACGCAGGCUAAGUUUGCCUCAGACUGUCGGCGGGGUGUUCAUAGAGCGCCUGGCGGAUUAUCUGCUUGUGAAGAGUGUGUUCGGCUUCUCUUUGGCCUGGGACGGAAGCUCGGGGGUCUACUUGAAGAUGAGCGAAGAACACCAGGGGGCUCCGUGUGGCCUGUGUGGGAAUUUUAACCACAUCCCUGGCGAUGACCUCACCACCGCUCGGGGCAUUCGAACAGAUGAGCCAGCGGUGUUUGCUAACAGUUGGGCUGUGGACCUUCCUCACGAGCGAGCAUGUCCUUCUGUAGAUCUGGAAUUCAACGGCCCCUGCCAAUCUGAGUCGGACAUGGAUGACGCCAUUGAAAAAUGCAGCGCUCUUCUCUUCUUUCCCUUCCUGUCAUGUCAUGAAAACAUUGAUCCAAAUCCCUUUGUUGCGAGCUGUGUCUCUGACCUCUGUGUGUCUGAUGAUGAGGAAACAUUUUGUCACGCUUUGGUUGAAUACACCAGAGCUUGCUCACAUGUUGGAUAUCCAGUCAGAGAGUGGAGAGACAGCUUCCCUUCAUGCAACGAUGGCUGUGAAGAGAGUUUUGUGUACAGAGACUGUAUCAGCUGCUGCCCACCCACCUGUACCUUUGAGAAAGAAUGUCUAGGAACAAACCUGCAUUGUUUGGAUGGUUGUUACUGCCCCGAUGGCCUCAUCUUACAAAACGGGACUUGCAUCGCGGCCUCUCAGUGCCCCUGUGUUUACCAUGGUACCUCGUACAUACAAGGACAGGUGCUCCAGCAGGGUUGCAGUGUUUGCGUGUGCAUGGGAGGCGUUUGGAACUGCACUGAGAAUAACUGCACAGCCGAGUGCACAGUUGCAGGGGAUGUGUUUGUGACCACGUUUGAUGGCAGGAUGUUUCUCCAGCCCGGGGCGUGUCAGUAUGUGCUGGCAAAGAGCCGCAGCAGCAACAGAUUUACCGUCACAUUGCAGUAUACAACAUGUUCAGAGCAGCAGGUGUGUAUUCAGUCAGUAACAGUGGUGUUGGAUGAAGAUGUGAGUCAUCAGAUCACCCUGACAAGAGAGGGGGAUGUCAUAAUCGGUGUGAACCAAGCCCCCGCCCUGCCCUACAUCGAUGAUGCGGUUGAGGUGCGCAGGCUAACGUCUGUGUUCACACAGCUGAAGGCGGGCAUCGGGUUGAGGUUGCACUACGACGCUCGAGGGGGCCGUCUGUAUUUGCAGCUCGACAGCCACUGGCACGGACAUACUUUGGGGCUUUGCGGGACCUUCAAUGGCAAUCUUCGAGACGAUUUCCUGUCUCCUGCAGGAAUGAUCGAGGGCACUCCUCAGCUUCAUGCCAACGCCUGGAAGGUUUCUUCUGCUUGCAUUGCUCCAGUAAAUCUUCCCAUUAUAGACCCAUGUGAAGUGAACCAGCACAAUGUCUACUACGCAUCCCAGUGCGAGGUUCUCGUGGGAAGUGCGUUCGCUCCUUGUCACGGUUACAUCAGCCCAAACAUCUACCAGCAGCAGUGCCGCUAUCAGGCCUGCCUCUGUGGGAGCAGCUGCAUGUGCACAGCCCUGGCCCACUACACUUACCUGUGCUCUAAACACGGAGUCAACGUUGACUUCAGAGCUCAAGUCUCCGAGUGUGGUAUGGUAUGUCUUGGAGGUAUGCUGUACCACUCGUGUGUGUCGUACUGUGGCCGGUCCUGUCGAGGGCUGUCCAGUUCUGAGACGUGUGUCCCGGACGACUGCGCAGAGGGGUGUGGCUGUCCAGAAGGCAGUUACUAUGAUGAUGUUCGCCAGCGCUGUGUGCAGCUGUCACAAUGUCACUGUUACUCCAUGAACGGCGUGUCGCAGCCGGGCGAGGUGACCUUCAGUGCAUCAGGACCUUGCCUGUGCCGAAAUGGGAAGCUGGAGUGUGAGCCAGAGGAAAAAGAGCCGGAUAGCGUAGAGGUCGGGGAGUGUCCGGAGGGAAAGGUGUACCACAGCUGCAUUGAGCAAAGAGGAGGCGUGGCCUGUGCCCCGACCUGCCGUAACCUGAUGUUGAACCUCACCUGCCCACCCAAUACGCCGUGCAUACCUGGCUGUGUCUGCCCUCCUGGGCUGGUGCUGCAUCAGGGGGAGUGCUACUAUCCAGAGAAUUGUCCCUGUGCCUGGCUCGGACUGGAGUAUCUGCCUGGACAAAGUGUGGAAACACCUUGCUAUAAAUGUGUGUGCCAUCGCGGCUUUUUCAACUGCAGCUAUUCUCCAUGUCCAGCUGUGUGCACAGCUUACAGUGACAGACACUAUCAUACCUUCGAUGGUCUUGAAUAUGACUACUACUCCGACUGUCAGGUCUACCUGCUGAAAAGCAUCGGAGACACCGAAGUGUCCAUUGUGGCCCAAAACAAGGACUGCUAUGAGAGUGGCAUUGUUUGCAUGAAAAUACUGGUCAUCCACGUGGGGCUGACCAAGAUCUACUUCACAGACAACUCCGGCAAUCCUAGCCCCUCCACCGUCGUGGGUCGAGAGUCCGAGUUUGAGCUCUGGAAAGCAGGUUACUACACCGUUGUCCAUUUCUCCAGCCAGGAUCUCACCAUCCUCUGGGACCGAAAGACAACCGUCCACAUCCGAGCUGGACCUCAGUGGAAGGGUCGCUUCAGUGGGCUGUGUGGAAACUUUGACAGUGUGACGGUGAACGACAUGACCACAUCCAGCCACAUGGAAGUCAAUAACGCUCAGACGUUUGGAGACAGCUGGGCUCUGGGACAGUGUGAAAGUGACUACAUAGUUGAGCGGCCGUGUGAAGGCGACUUGGGAAGACAGCCGUACGCCAAACGGGAGUGCGCUCUUCUCUACAGCGAUGUCUUUGCACCCUGUCAUAACGUGGUUGACGUGGCCUGGUUUUAUAGAAACUGUCUGACAGACACGUGCAAUUGUAACCGUGGGGGAGACUGUGAGUGUCUCUGCACGUCUAUUGCUGCAUAUGCACACAAGUGCUGUCAACAGGGGGUCACGAUACACUGGAGAUCCCCCUCUGUUUGUCCCUAUGACUGUGAAUACUACAAUCAAGAACUAGGUGAUGGCCCAUUUUCCUUGGUGAGCGCUGCCUUUAACGACACCAUGUUUGGAGCGAAUCGCACCAGCAGCUCCGUCUUUCCACUAGUCAGGGAACGACCCGGUCAGCUGCCCCCACCAGGCCUGCUGUUCAACUUCAUGAUCACCCCAGGCCUGCAGAAGGACAGGAGCUCACGUGUCUCUGUGGUGUCACUCGAGUCUGCAGAGAGACCCAACUAUUUCCUUGCAGUGUCGGGGCGCAGCCGCCUUCAGCUGGAGCACUGGAGUCGAGGGGCCGAGUUCAGCCGCAGAGCAACCUUUAUCCAGCAUCAGGGGCUGUUUCUGCCAGGAUACACCUCAUUCGAGCUCGUCAGCCAGCCUGGAAUCUUUCUGACACUCACUCGGUCGGCUGCACGAGCCCAGAGAUACGAAUCCUCCGAGGGCUUCAAAGCCAGCAGCAGCUUCACAUUAGAGGAGAGCUCUUUCAUAAUCCCAUACCGUAUGAUGUGCGAGUGGCGCUACCAGGCCUGUGCAAGUCCCUGUGUUCACACAUGCAGCGAUCCAGAUGCCACCCGCUGUCAGUUCCUGCCUCAUGUGGAGGGCUGCUUCCCACGCUGUCCGAAAAACAUGGUCAUGGACGAAGUCACGAGACGAUGCGUCUACAAGGAGGACUGUGUAUCCCUUCCGCCAACUCCAACACCUUUUGCCUAUGUGGUGCGGUCCAACAGAACUACUCCAAUAGCAACCACUACUAUGACCUCUACUACGACCUUGAGGCCAACAACCACAACCCCCUCCAUGCCAACAACUACCUCCACCACCUCUACCACUCCAAGCACAACUGUGACUACUGAACUUCAGACUUCACCCACCACUACUGCUCCUCCAACCACCAUUCCUACCACUACCACUCCUUCAACCCCCCCAGAACCGACCACUCUCAGCACCACAGAGAUGACCUCCACCCAGACCACCAUUUUCACCUCCACCGCAGAGCCCACCACAUCUCAUCCACCCCCCACCACAUCUCCUUCCACUACACCCAUGUCCACCACCCUGCAAACGACCACCCUGCCGCCGACCACUUCCUCCACCACCUCCCCACCGCCAACCACUGCAAUGACCACCCACCCCACCUCCACCGAAGCUCCCACCACCCCACCGCCAACAUCGCCGGACGUACCUACCACCACCGCAGUGGAGACAACCACAGCUCCACCUCCGACGACUGUCGAGACCACUUCAGUGAGCACAGAGAUACCCACCACCGCUCAAACCACAGAAGAAGCAUCGACGACACCUCCAUUCCUCUUUCCUUCAACUCCAUGCACACCUCCGUUCUCACACCGGAUCGAUGAGUGCGCCGAGCUGAUCUGUUUUAACGGAGAGCUGCUGCUUCACAACUCCACCCUCCACUGUCGCUACAACACCACCCCGCCGCAGUGCAGCCUGCUGGGCCUGCCCAUUCUUCUCAACACAGACCCCUGUUGUCCGCAGUGGCAGUGCCCAUGUCGCUGCACCGUGAUGUCAGACCUGCGUGUGAUCACAUUCGAUGGCAAUAAUGUGGCGCUGUAUGACAAUGGCUCUUACAUUUUGGUUAGCCUGCCCAGAGAGACUAUCAUUGGUGUUGUAGAAAAAUGUCCAACUAGUCAGAGUGUGAACUCCAUCAGGCGACCUAGUCCGACAGGUGGAACAUCCGGCCUCUGCUUUAAGAAGCUAAACAUCACCACCUCCUCCUACAGGAUCAUCAUAAACCGACUCGACCGCAAGGUGACUGUAAACUACAGACCCGUUAAGCUGCCAUUCUCUCGUCACUCGGUGUACGUGGAGGACACCGGCAGCAUGUACUUGAUCAACACCCCUGGCAGAGUCAGCAUUCAGUGGUAUCAUAGCACUGGGAUUAUGGUGCUGCAGUACCUAGCUCCUACUUAUGCGUCUGUUCCCACUCGAGGGCUGUGUGGUUGUUGUGACGGAAACCCAGAAGACGACCUGAAGCUGCCCAACGGCACGGUGGUCAGAGAGGUGGGGGACAUGAUGCUGUUUCUGCAGGCGUGGAGAGUCCAGACCACCGAUGAGACCGAACACACGCGCCGCGUCGGAGACAACUGCACCAUUGGGGACUGCUCCACCUGUCUGUCCAUGCUCCGCCAGAGAGCUUUCACGCCUUGUCAUAGCAAGGUGCCCCCGGAGCAGUUCUGCGACAUCAUGUGGGCAGGAGACUUGCAUUACAAGGAUCACCAGUGUGACUUUCUGGCAGCCUACGUUGCAGUCUGCUACACGCAUCAAGUCUGCAUCAGCUGGAGGCGACACAACUUCUGCCCAUUGAGAUGUCCUCCUGGUAAAGUGUACGAGCCCUGUGUGAGCACCUGCACCAGCCGCACGUGUCUGAACAGAGACUACUAUGAGGAGACUACGUGCUCGUUUGUCAGAGAGGAGUGUGUGUGCCGCAGUGGAACCAUCCUGCACCGUGCUGACUCUCCUUAUUGUGUGACAGAAGACCGGUGUGUCUGCACAGAUAAUGAAGGGAACCCCAGGGCCCCUGGAGAGGUUUGGAACGGCUCCGCUCGAGGCUGCUGUUUGUAUAAAUGCAUGGAGAAUGGCUCUGUGGUUGCUGUGGAGCCGGACUGCAGCGCUGUACCCACACCACUGUGUGAGAGGGAGGGAGAGUAUGUGCUGGAUGUGCUGGAAGAAGGACACUGUUGCCCAAAGAAGAUCUGUGAGUGCAACAUGACCAUCUGUGACAGUGAAGCUCCACCUUGUGAUAACGGCAACAAGCUAGUUAUCGGUUACAGUGCUCUCUCCUGCUGUCCAGAGUAUCGCUGUGAGUGCGACCCCAUGGCAUGUCCUCCUGUCUCAUACCCCGAAUGCAGGGAAGAUCAAUUCCUUGUUGAGGUCAGGGGUCAAAAAUCCUGCUGCUACUCUUACCUGUGCGUGUGUGAGUCAUGUGUUGACCCAGUUCCAACUUGCUCACAAGGAGAAAUCCUGGCUGUUGAUCUAAACAGCACCAACAGGUGCUGCCCGCAGUACUAUUGUGUGUGUGAUGUAAAUCAAUGCCCUGAAUCCUUUGUGAGCUGCGCUCCCGGACUCUCUCUGGUUCAAACUACUCUUCCUGGCCAGUGCUGCCCUCAGCAUCACUGCGAAUGCCAAUGCGAGGACACGCCCUCCCCCAUAUGUUCAGUGGGGGAAGUGCUGGUUGAAAUUCCAGACAGCAGCACCAACUGUGGCUGUCCUCAGCACACAUGCAAGAAGGCUGAAGUGUGCCUAUUCCAAGGGGUGACGAUUCUAGGUCCAGGCCAGUCCCUGGUUCAGUAUUUUGAAGGAGAACUUUGCUACACGGUUCAAUGCCUGCGUAACAAAGAUCCAGAAACUGGGUUCUACGCCAUGGAGAUCACAUCUGUAAACUGCUCCCAGAAAUGCGGAACUCACCAGAUUUACUCACCAUCCACGGAUCCUCAGGUUUGCUGCGGCUCCUGUAAAAAUGUGUCCUGCACUUACACCAACGACAACGGGACGGCGGAGCUUUUCACCGCAGGGAGCUCCUGGGUGGAGAACUGUACACGCUACGACUGCGUGGAGACAUCGGUGGGAGCGGUAAUACUCGCCUCCGGAGUGAUCUGUCCUCCGUUUAAUGACACCGACUGUAUUCAGAGUGGAGGUGUUGUUCAAAGCUAUGUGGACGGUUGCUGCAAGACUUGCAAAGAGGAUGGUAAGACAUGCAAGCGUGUGGCGAUCCGAACCACCAUCAGAAAAGACGACUGCCGCAGCAAUGCUCCAGUUACGGUGUAUUCUUGCGAUGGAAAAUGCCCAUCUGCCACCAUAUUUAACUUUAACAUCAACAGCCACGCCAGGUUCUGUAAGUGCUGCCGUGAGAGCGGAUUACAGACCCGCACGGUCAGCCUCUACUGCUCUCGCAACGCCACAGUGGUGGAGUACAACUUCCAAGAGCCUCUGGACUGUUCCUGCCAGUGGAACUGAAACCGCUUGAAAUAGUUUGAAUGAAAAUAGAAGGGACGUCUGAAUGAAUGGGCUUUGAGGGAGGGUGUCUUUGCAUCGGAGCAUAAUGGACAUGCAUAAAAACCAGCCAUGUUUUUUUUUUUCUUUACUUUUUUUAGCACGCUCUUUCUACUCCACCAUCUGUGGGUCAUAGUUGUUCCUGCAAAAUGCAAAAAAAGUAAAAAAAAAUGUUUGUUUUACCAGGAAUUUUUAAAGACGGUUUCUAUAGCUAGUUUUAUAGUCUUAUUUUAAAAUGUUAGCAUCUCUAGAGUACUAUACAGUAUAUUAAUGUAACAGAUUUUAUUGUUUCAAAAUGUUUUGUUAUGCCUUCAAACACAGAAUGUGCUUGAAUUUGUCAAAAACAAAUUGCUUUUGCUUUGUUUCAUUAGAGAAGCUGCACUGCUUUGCUGUUUUUUUAAGUAAAACAUUUUAAUAAAAGGUUUCAAUGUG
Oryzias melastigma (Indian medaka) is the source of this 8543-nucleotide messenger RNA. RefSeq names its product otogelin-like (gene otogl). Gene Ontology annotation, cellular component: extracellular matrix. Gene Ontology annotation, biological process: L-arabinose metabolic process. The record is from RefSeq and is a predicted model, not a curated record. Lineage: Eukaryota; Metazoa; Chordata; Actinopteri; Beloniformes; Adrianichthyidae. Gene Ontology annotation, molecular function: alpha-L-arabinofuranosidase activity. The transcript is spliced from 58 exons. Bases 489 to 8075 code for a protein of 2528 amino acids.